Molecule: messenger RNA, 2705 nt
Organism: Ostrea edulis (European flat oyster)
Lineage: Eukaryota; Metazoa; Mollusca; Bivalvia; Ostreida; Ostreidae
Product: exosome component 10-like
Exons: 22
Coding region: 37-2532 (831 amino acids)
Biological process (GO): nuclear polyadenylation-dependent rRNA catabolic process; exonucleolytic trimming to generate mature 3'-end of 5.8S rRNA from tricistronic rRNA transcript (SSU-rRNA, 5.8S rRNA, LSU-rRNA); histone mRNA catabolic process
Cellular component (GO): nuclear exosome (RNase complex); nucleolus
Molecular function (GO): nucleotide binding; nucleic acid binding; 3'-5'-RNA exonuclease activity
Source: RefSeq, a predicted model, not a curated record
GACAUUCUAGAAAGAGAUAUCGAAUCCGAGGGGAAAAUGUCUGCUGAUAGCGAAAAUGGUCAAGAUAUUGAGUCUAUUCCAGGAUUUCAGGAUGUAAACACUUUUACGCAGCAAGCGCUGAAAUCUGUGGUACAAGCAACACGUGUAUCCAACAACCUUCCAGCUGCAGGAGACGAUUAUGAUUAUUAUUCGAGUUUCCAGGGUGUGCGGGAUAUCCUGGAUAUUGAAGGAAAGCGGGUCCUCAACAUUAUCCAAAAUGUGUUGCGUUACCACAAUGUGAAGGGUCACAUGACAUCGUCGUCAGAUGCGACUGAUCUUGAGGACAAGUUUGAUGUGCUGAUGGAUGCAAAUGACCAUAUCUUGGAGAAAGCGGGCUCUUUUCUUGAUGAGUCAGCUGGAAUGAAGAAGAAGGAGGAUUUAAUUAUUGCCACAGCAACUCCGAAAGUUAAACAGAUAUCGACUGCCAGCUGGAACAAAAAGAGCACGGGAUCCCCCAGUAUAUCAGAGUACAAGCUGUUGACAGCCAGGAAUAUACAGAGACCACAGCUGAAGUUCCGUGACAAGAUCGACAAUGAAAAUAGGCCAUUUGUCCCCAGAAUUACAGAGAAACCUAAUGCUCUUCUGUCACUCCAAGAGAGUCUGAAGCUGCCUGAAGACAUUUCACCAGAAAUGAUAGAUGACCCAGAUUUCCUCUACCCACAUCCAUAUAAGUACGAACUGAGUGUAUUUAAACCAACCGAGAGGCAACUCCAGGCUACAGAACCAACUAAGCCCCCCUUGAUUGCUGACACACCAGUGACUGUUGUUACAACAGUGACAGAACUUCAAACAGUUCUAGACAAACUUAGAAAGGAGGAAAUUCUGGCUGUAGAUCUUGAACAUCACUCAUACAGAACUUUCCAAGGAAUCACUUGCUUGAUGCAAAUUUCUACUGUAACAGAGGAUUUCUUGAUUGACACCCUGUCUCUUAGAAAUGACUUAUCUCCCUUGAACGAGAUCUUCACAAACCCUGCAGUAGUCAAGGUCUUUCAUGGAGCAGACAGUGAUAUUGAUUGGUUACAGAGAGACCUUGGCCUAUAUGUAGUGAACAUGUUUGACACAGGGCAAGCAGCCCGAGUGCUGAACCAUUCUCGUUUCUCAUUGGCUUAUUUAAUGGAGUACUACUGUGAUGUCAUCGCUGACAAACAAUAUCAGCUGGCUGAUUGGAGAAUAAGACCCCUUCCUGCUGAACUGAUAAAGUAUGCCCGGGAGGACACCCACUAUUUGUUAUACAUAUAUCACAGAAUAAAACAGGAACUGAUAGCCCGAGGUAAUGACCAGAAAAAUCUCUUGAUGUCCGUUCUACAAAGGAGCAACGACAUCUGUGCCAAGGUAUAUAAGAAACCAGUGUUUAAGCAGGAUACGUACCUGGAGCUUUACAAGAAAAGUAAGAAGAUUUUUAAUUCCCGGCAGCUUCAGGCUCUACAGAAGUUGUACCAAUGGAGGGACAAACUGGCCAGGGUGGAGGAUGAAAGUACAGGGUAUGUCCUACCAAACCAUAUGCUUCUACAGAUCGCGGAGAUUUUGCCUCGGGAACAGCAGGGGAUCUUCGCCUGCUGUAAUCCCAUUCCUCCGUUAGUGCGGCAGUUUCUGCCCGAGCUCCACAAUUUCAUUCUGGAAGCCAGGGAGUCUCCUUUACUAAAGGUGUCCUUGCCACAAGGGAAGAAACCAAGUUCAUAUCAACAUCCCAAAUAUGACCCUGACCAUCUUCUGAACUGUCCUCAUGAUGUCAGCCACAUGUCUGUUAGUGUAAAGCUUCCAACUGUAGCAGAUGUUACCAUGGUGACCAAAUCUUCCAUGCUGUAUGGUACCAACAACUCAGGCUUGACCGUUCGGGUCAAAGCCAGUCCCUCUCUAACAGCAUUUGGUGACAAGAAGGAGAAAGGGGUGAUGACUAAGGGUCAGAGGAUCGCUGCAGCACUGGCCUCCUCCUUCCUCAGCCCAUUCACGAUGUUUCUGCCAGAUGAUGGUACUACGACUGCAGAAUCAGAGGCACAAAGCCUUGGAAGUUGGAAGCUGAAGAAAAAUACGGUCAAGAGAAAAGAGAGAUCUCCCAGUCCACCAAAAGGUCCACCACCAAAGAAAUUGAAACCAGACCCGACCCCAGAACAGACGGAAUUGUCAAUAAGGGAGAUGUCUGCCCAGAAGAAACAGCAGGAUCGACAGAAGGAGGAAAAUAUUAAUCUCAGAAUCAAUGAUGACAACAAACCCAAGAAAAAGAAAAAGAAGAAAGAUAAGAGAGAGAAAAGGGAGGACGCUGAGUUUGCGGCUUUUGAUUACAGCCAGGCUGACAAAAAUAUUUUCCUGGGUGGGGAGGGUAAGAAGAAAGCACAGAACAUAUUCAAUCCUUACGCUGCAUCAGGAAGCAAAGGAAACCAAAAGGUUGGCAGAUCCAAGCAGUCAUUUUCCAGAUCACAGAAGAGUCACAGUUACAAACAGGAAGGAAAAGGGAGAGGGAAAGGGAGAUACCACAGCCGGCCAACUCAGGAAUGAGGAAACACACGAAUCUCCUAAAGCUGUUUUAGGUGCAUUUGUGAGGGAAUGGGCAAAGAAAAAAAUCUGAUCGAGUGAUUGUUAAAGAUUUACAGAAAUGUAUAAACAUUUUAUUUUUUUUCUUCAUAGGAAGCAUAUAUGUAUAUACAUCUAAUAAAAAUGCGGAGGAGAAA